Salarias fasciatus (jewelled blenny) is the source of this 3643-nucleotide messenger RNA. RefSeq names its product kelch-like family member 8 (gene klhl8). Gene Ontology annotation, molecular function: protein binding. Lineage: Eukaryota; Metazoa; Chordata; Actinopteri; Blenniiformes; Blenniidae. The coding region runs from base 99 to 1943 and encodes 614 amino acids. The transcript has 11 exons. The record is from RefSeq and is a predicted model, not a curated record.
CUGGAACCACAACAAGCGUGCCGAUGCCAAACAUUCCCUCAAUGGAGCCGGCAUUUUAAUUCUAUCUGCGACAUGAGGUGCAGCUUCCUGUAGCCAGCAUGGCGCCGGGCGACGUGGCGCCGGAGCACGCCAAGCAGCCCAGGGCCAAGGACAAGCGCCCCGGGAGCCGCGCCGCCAAGCCGGAGUGCGAGCCCGACGGCUCCUUCGUGUUCGAGGCCCACGAGGCCUGGAAGGACUUCCACAACUCGCUGCGCCAUUUCUACGAAGUGGGCGAGCUGUGCGACGUCACGCUGAAGGUGGGCAGUCGGCUGAUACCAUGUCACAAGCUGGUGCUGGCCUGCGUUAUCCCUUAUUUCAGAGCCAUGUUCCUGUCGGAGAUGUCGGAGGCCAAGCAGGAGCUGAUCGAGAUCAAGGACUUUGACGGCGACGCCAUCCAGGACCUGGUGCACUUCGCGUACUCGUCCAAGCUCACGCUGACGGUGGACAACGUCCAGCCGCUGCUGUACGCCGCCUGCAUCCUGCAGGUGGAGCUGGUGGCCCGGGCCUGCUGCGAGUACAUGAAGGCCCACUUCCACCCCACCAACUGCCUGGCGGUCCGGACCUUCGCCGAGAGCCACAACCGCGUGGACCUGAUGGACAUGGCGGACCGCUACGCCUGCGAGCACUUCACCGAGGUGGUGGAGUGCGAGGACUUCACCUGCGUGUCGCCGCAGCACCUGCGCACCCUGCUGUCCUCCGCCGAGCUCAACAUCCACUCCGAGACGCAGGUGUACAACGCCGCCGUCAAGUGGCUGAGGGCCAACCCGCAGCACCACGAGGUCUGGCUGGACCAGAUCAUGUCCCAGGUGCGCCUCCCUCUGCUUCCUGUGGACUUCCUGACCGGGACUGUGGCGAAGGACGACAUGAUCCGGGGAAACCUGAGCUGCCGGGACCUGAUGGACGAGGCCCGGAACUACCACCUGCACCUCAGCAACAAGGCGGUGCCCGAGUUCGAGUACUCGGUCCGCAGCGUGCCCAGGAAGCACACCGCAGGGGUGCUGUUCUGCGUGGGAGGUCGCGGCGGCUCCGGCGACCCGUUCCGCAGCAUCGAGUGCUACUCCAUCACCAAGAACAGCUGGUUCUUCGGGCCCGAGAUGAACAGCAGGCGGCGCCACGUCGGGGUCAUAUCUGUCGGAGGGAAGGUUUAUGCUGUGGGGGGUCACGAUGGCAACGAGCACCUGGGCAACAUGGAGGUGUUCGACCCGCUGACCAACAAGUGGAUGAUGAAGGCCUCUAUGAACACCAAGCGGAGGGGCAUCGCCCUGGCGGCCCUCGGCGGUCCCAUCUACGCCAUCGGCGGUCUGGACGACAACACCUGCUUCAACGACGUGGAGCGCUACGACAUCGAGAGCGACUGCUGGAGCGCCGUGGCGUCCAUGAACACGCCCCGCGGCGGCGUGGGAUCGGUGGCUCUGGGGAGCUACGUGUACGCCGUGGGCGGGAACGACAGCGUGGCGUCGCUGUCCAGCGUGGAGCGCUUCAACCCCCACCUCAACAAGUGGACCGAGGUCAGCGAGAUGGGCCAGCGCCGCGCCGGCAACGGCGUCAGCAAGCUCAACGGCUGCCUCUACGUCGUGGGCGGUUUUGACGACAACUCUCCGCUGAGCUCGGUGGAGCGCUUCGACCCGCGGAUGCACCGCUGGGAGUACGUGUCGGAGCUCACCACCCCGCGGGGGGGCGUGGGCGUGGCCACCGUCAUGGGCCGGGUGUUCGCCGUGGGCGGGCACAACGGGAACAUCUACCUGAACACGGUGGAGGCGUUCGAGCCCCGCAUGAACAGGUGGGAGCUGGUGGGCUCGGUGUCUCACUGCCGGGCCGGCGCCGGCGCCGCCGUCUGCUCGUCCCACGUCAGCCAGAUCCGAGACGUCGGCCAGGGAUCCAGCAACGUGGUCAACUGCAUGUGACGGCCGGCCGGCGCGCUCGCCGCCGGGACCGCCCGCUGCCACGCCCCCCGAGCCCCACGCCGCGGCCAGCCCGGGCCGCGGCCCGCACACACACUCUACUGACCCGGAGCGGUUCCAUCGACCAUCUGCAACACUUCUGGAGGCAGCAGUGUGGGGCUGAUACAGAAGCACAGCAACACUCUGUGCGUGUGUGUGUGUGUGUGUGUGUGUGUGUGUGUGUGUGUGUCUCUGUGUGUGUGUCUCUGUGUGUGUGUCUCUGUGUGUGUGUCUGUGUGUGUGUGUGUCUGUGUGUGUGUUCAAACCGCACUGGCAGCAUUUUGCUCUUCAGACCAAUCAAAGGUUUGUUUAUAUCUGCGGGUUUUUUUUACCCUCAGUCUGCACUCACAGGAUUUUAUCUUUGAACGAAGCACAGUGGAGUUUUUAAUCUUUCACGUCAUUAUUCAGGUUAACUUUAGAAGAGUUCCACGUUUCCAGCAGUGAUCUGGGUGAAGAGACGGCGUCUCCGCCUGUUGUAGACGACUGUAACAUUUACCGCUGCUAGAAGUCGACACUGAGGGCGAGAAAACCCAGAAUUACAAACGAAUGGAUUGAAUACACACAUUUACAGGUCCUCGUUUAAACACACACACUCACACACACUCUGUCUGCUUGUGUGUGAGCCUCUCGCCAACAUUUCAUUCAUCUAAACGAUGUUCCUGACUCUGCUGAGCUGCAGACGGAGUUUCUCUUCUAAGGUGCGUUUCAGAGACGUUCUGCUCAGCGGUUCAGGCUGGAGGUGAACCGGUUCUCACCGGAUCACACCGGUUCUGAGCGGUUCUGACCAGUUCUGCAGCGGCUGCUGCUGUUGUUGUUUGAACAAUCAUUUGAAGCUCGCUGGAGCGGCCUGAGUUUCAGGAGAGCUGUAAGUGCCAAACCCUGAAAACCAGACCCGACGUCACCGAGCCCUGAACCUAAAUCCCCUCACUCCGACCUCCGACCUCUGACCUGAAGCGAGGCGCCACCACUCCGACCCGAGAGCCAAAUCACAGCAAUACGGCGCGUUUCCUCAGCUCUCCUCCUCUCCCGACCGUACGACCGACCGGAACGUUGAGCGGCCGACUCUCCAGCUGAAGACUUGUUUGACGAUGGCUGGCCUGUCCCAAACCCUGAUUCCCGUCCCCGUCCUGUCCCCGUCCUGUCCCCGUCCCCACACGGGUUAACAUUCAAUCCGAGGCCUGCGUCUGCAGAAGGCUCAGUUAUAUUUUAAUAUAUAGACAUUUUUGUAUCAUAAGAAAGGCAGAUCUUUGGUAUCCUCCUCGACUAUCUAAUCCGUUGCUGUGCACUAUUUUCCUAGAAUAGACGUGAAGUUUCAGUAUAUUUUUGUCAUACAUGGAGAAUUUGAAGUUAUUCAUGUCAAGUUUGAAGAUGUUUAUUUAACACAGAUUUCUGAGGUACUGAAGAAAAAAAAGAAAACUCCUCUUGGCAGCAGUUUUGUUUUCAGUUGAGAGAAACGAUGUUUCCUGUUUGUAUCCGAGUAUCUUCCUGAAGCGUUUGUGUCCUGCUGGUAUUUAAACCAUCAAUCGUUUCUACGACACGACUGAAGCCAACUUUGUGAAGCAGUCUUUUGUAAACCUGGAUGUUCAGACUUGGUGUGUUGUUCUUCUUUCUUUCUCCCGUCGUGGUGAGUUUAUCCACAUGGUGUUGAAAUAAAGUGGAGUCUU